This is a messenger RNA of Poeciliopsis prolifica (blackstripe livebearer), 816 nucleotides long. RefSeq lists its product as uncharacterized. The transcript is spliced from 3 exons. The coding region runs from base 121 to 816 and encodes 231 amino acids. Gene Ontology annotation, cellular component: external side of plasma membrane. The record is from RefSeq and is a predicted model, not a curated record. NCBI's taxonomy places the organism in Eukaryota, Metazoa, Chordata, Actinopteri, Cyprinodontiformes, Poeciliidae. Gene Ontology annotation, biological process: cellular response to lipopolysaccharide; T cell costimulation; immune response.
ACAUCAAGUGAAAAGUUCUGCUUAUUUUAACAUUUUAACAGUGCAGGGCUGUUUAUUGGUGCUUAAGAGAAGAUUUGUUGUUUUAUUUUACAGCUAAAUCUUGAGGAGUUUUCUGACCAGAUGAAGAUGAUCUCCUCCUCUUCCUCUCUCAGGAUGAAGAUGAUGUCCAGCAUCCUGCUGCUCCUCAUCCUCAGCUCAUGUCUCUGUGCAGCAACAUUUGUAGUGAAUGUGACACAGAGCAACUAUCAGGCAGAGGAGAAGCAGAACAUCACUCUGGAGUGGACCUUCACCACCAAGACUCAGGGAACCUGGAAGAAUCUGUUCAUCUACUGCAGCUUAUUGAGACCUGAUAAAGAACGAGUUCUCUAUCGGGUCCAUAAUGGAGUUGAGAUUCCAGAGUCUCAGGAUGAUCAGUUUUCAGGACGAAUCCAGAGCAACAAAGACGUCCUCAGAGAAGGACGAAUCAGACUCCAUGUGUCCAGACUGAGGACUGAAGACUCUGGUCUGUAUCAGUGUGGAGUGAGAACUGAAGAUGGAGUCAACUAUGCAGAAUGUCGACUCAAAGUCUUUGUUCCAGUGAAGGUUGUUGGUCAUGAUCCGAUACAUGCAAAGGUUGGAGACGACGUUAUUCUGCCAUGUCAUCUGGAGCCUCCAUUUGAUGUGAACAAACUUGCAAUCGAAUGGAGAUUCAAGAGUCAAAUAAUACAUGUACAACGCAGCCGAGCUAAAGAUAAUGAAGCUUCAGACCAAGAGUACAUUAACCGAACCUCCAUGUUCCCUGAUGAGUUUAAAAAAGGCAACAUUUCCUCAAAUUGA